GUGGCUCAAGUCGCCAUCUUGGCCACGUUCUUACGAUAGAUUUUAAAAUCUUCCGGUACUUUCGUUUUAACUGGCGCAACUGAGUCAGUUUUCACAUUUUUCGAUUUGAAGAUGAGCACUGUAGAUUCCUACGGGCCUGCAUCUCAAACGUUGACUUUUUUAGACACUGAAGAAGCUGAUUUCGGUGCGGAUACACAAGGAAGCGAGUACGAAUUUCACGAUUUUACAGUACCUUCGCAAACACAAACCCAAUCUCAAGCUUCACAACCUGAACCGAGCCAACCUUUGGUCAAUGGCAACGUCGCAGAAAAAAAGGAAGAUCUAGCUAACGGCCCAGCAACGGGAAACGAUGAAGCUAAAGCAGAUGGUACUGUUUCUAAGGUUAGCAACUCUUUAGGGGAGCUUAACUUCGAAGAAGACGAGGACGAGACCUUUUACUCGAAAGAUCUUCCAGCCUACGCUUGCAGGUAUUGUGGAGUUCAUGACCCAGCAUCUGUUGUGCAGUGCAUUCAGUGUAAGAAGUGGUUCUGUAAUGGGAGAGGAAACACAGCUGGCAGUCACAUUGUAAACCACCUUGUAAGAGCCAAGCACAAAGAGGUGACACUUCACAAAGAUGGUCCUUUAGGAGAGACCAUUUUGGAGUGCUACAAUUGCGGUUGCCGUAAUGUGUUCUUGUUGGGAUUUAUUCCUGCCAAGGCUGAUUCAGUUGUGGUGUUACUGUGCAGACAACCCUGUGCAACACAGAGUAACUCCAAGGACAUGAACUGGGACCAAGCACAGUGGCAGCCUCUGAUUAAUGAUAGGUGCUUCUUGUCCUGGCUUGUCAAAGUUCCACCUGAUGAGGAUCAGCUGCGAGCCAGACAGAUCUCAGCACAGCAGAUUAACAAGCUUGAAGAAUUGUGGAAGGAUAAUCCCGAAGCCAAGUUGGAAGAUUUGGAUAAACCAGGAGUUGACGAUGAACCACAACAAGUUCUUCUCAGGUAUGAGGAUGCUUACCAGUAUCAAAACAUCUUUGGCCCACUGGUUAAACUGGAAGCAGAUUAUGACAAGAAGCUGAAAGAGUCUCAG
Stylophora pistillata is the source of this 1068-nucleotide messenger RNA. RefSeq names its product regulator of nonsense transcripts 1. The record is from RefSeq and is a predicted model, not a curated record. Gene Ontology annotation, molecular function: DNA binding; hydrolase activity; zinc ion binding. Gene Ontology annotation, biological process: nuclear-transcribed mRNA catabolic process, nonsense-mediated decay. NCBI's taxonomy places the organism in Eukaryota, Metazoa, Cnidaria, Anthozoa, Scleractinia, Pocilloporidae. Gene Ontology annotation, cellular component: cytoplasm.